Messenger RNA from Postia placenta MAD-698-R-SB12, 897 nucleotides. RefSeq lists its product as hypothetical. NCBI's taxonomy places the organism in Eukaryota, Fungi, Basidiomycota, Agaricomycetes, Polyporales, Adustoporiaceae. The record is from RefSeq and is a predicted model, not a curated record. The transcript has 2 exons. Bases 1 to 897 code for a protein of 298 amino acids.
AUGUCCCCCUCACUCCGAGCUCGUGCAGCCGCGCCUGCGCCCUCCCACAGUCUUCUCCAGUCAGCCGGUCGCGUAGCCAUUGUGCCUCCCGCAACACGCGAGCUCCGCGCACGCACAUCUCCGCCGGGGCUUCCCGUGCGUCGCGCCCGCGUCUUCCCUGCCCUCGCACACCAGCGCCGUACCCCAGCGCAGCGACCCCGCCGACGGCAGAACGCGUGCGUUUCGCACGCGCGCGAUGCGGACACCCCCUGGCAGCGCAUGCGCAGGGCCGGGGGCGCUCCCGGGAGAAAGAUUCUCGAUGCCCAGCACGGUGUCCGCGCGCCCUGCCGCUGGACACCGCAACCGCGCGUUGCCCGCACCGCGAUGACCGCUGGCCCGGGCUCUGCGUCUCCGGACGUCCACGCACGGCCCCGGGAGGCGGGGGCGCCACAGCAGUCUCCUUUGCACGCAUCUCCGGUCGCGAGCGAGACUACCGCACGGCGCAGUGUGCACGGUAGAGGACGCGCAUUCCGCACGUCGCGCGGGCGCGGUGUGAGGCUUGCGUCGCCGCGGCGUCUUCCACCAUCGGACCAGACCAGACGUGCACCCGCGCACGGAGACCCGCGGACGGACGCACCGCCUAGAUCUAGCGGCCGCAACGCCCCCGCAUCGUCCGCCACCCUUAUUGCUUCGGUAGCGUCGCACGCAGCGUCCCCGCACCAUCAAUGCCGUACCCGCGCAUUUUCAUAUUCGCGCCGUUCGCGUGCCUGCCACCAUGGUUCACGUCACCCCGCGCUGCGUGAUCGGCGCCUUGGCUUUUCACGUAUGCGCCCGACACGCCGUCCCUCCUUGCGACGCACGCCGACCUGCCGUCGUCUCGCCAUGUCCUCUCGCGAGCUCGCUCUUCCCGCGCUCUAG